Molecule: messenger RNA, 677 nt
Organism: Labrus bergylta (ballan wrasse)
Lineage: Eukaryota; Metazoa; Chordata; Actinopteri; Labriformes; Labridae
Product: putative claudin-24
Biological process (GO): bicellular tight junction assembly; cell adhesion
Cellular component (GO): bicellular tight junction; plasma membrane
Molecular function (GO): structural molecule activity
Source: RefSeq, a predicted model, not a curated record
AUGGACACGUGCGCCUGCGCUUUGGAACUGCUGGGGAUGCUGGUGUAUAUUGGAUCAUGGCUGUGCGCUUUAGCCACCACCAUCCUCCCACAGUGGCUCACCAUGUCGACCGCUCUGCUGCCCGUCGAGAGCUACGAGCUGGGCCUGUGGGAGACCUGCGUGGUGCAGGACGUCGGGGGGAUGGAGUGCAGAGCAUAUGACAGUCUGCUGGGCCUCUCCAGUGACCUCAAACUCGCCCGCAUGCUCAUGUGUGCCUCCCUGGCUGUGGGCAUGCUGGGAAUGCUGGUGGCCAUACCUGGACUCUACCUGGUGAACAGCUGCAGGGAACACGGAGGCUACAGAACCAAGAGGACUUUGACCAUCAUAGGAGGCGUGCUGGGGAUGCUUUCUGGGGUUCUGUGUCUUAUUCCUGUUUCCUACAUGGCUCAUUUAGCCGUGAUACAUUUCUUUGAUGAUAAAGUGCCAGAUGUGGUGCCUCGGUGGGAGUUUGGUGACGCCUUGUUCUGUGGCUGGGCUGGAGGGUUUCUUCUCAUAGUGGCAGGGCUGCUGCUGGUCUCCUCCAGCGUUUGUGCACAGGUGGAGAAUACGCCGGCGCUGCAGAGGAGACAUCAGCUUAUGGGGACAGAUGUUUCCUUCAGGAAGCGCUCAGAGUAUGUUUAAAGGACAAACUAUGAACC